AUGUGGUUUCUGGAUACCCGUGUCAUUCUGCUGAUGUGUUCUCUACUACUGGUUAUUCGCUGGCUUGUUAGUCGGCGGAACAAGCUUCCACCAGGCCCCUGGGGCUUCCCAUUUGUCGGCUCCAUUCCGUCUCUUCUCUGGGGGCUUCGAGGCGGCCUGGGGCCACACCAAAUUUUCCGGAAAUACGCUGCUACGUAUGGGCCUGUGUUUCACCUCCGAAUUCUCAACAAGACACUGGUUGUUCUGAACGAUUUUGCCGCCAUAAAAGAGGCAUUUCAAAAUCCUCAUUUGAAUGACAGGCCAAAAACACUGGGGACCGAGGUGUUGAAAAUUAAUGGUAUUGCCUGGACAUCGGGUAGACCUUGGAUCAAGCUUCGUCGGUUCUGUUCGACCGUACUAAGGAGCUUCGGAACCGGCACUUCCAGUUUCGAGGAUAAGAUACGUAGAGAAGCUGAGCAGCUUAUCCGAGAGUAUGGCGCAUUCGAAGGAGUACCCUUUGACCCUAAGCCCAAGUUGGGCAAUGCGGUCGCCAACGUUAUUUGCUCCGUCAUUUUCGGCAAACGAUACGAGUACAGCGAUCGGGAGUUUACGCGGCUGCAGGGAUUGCUCGGCCGGAACGUUGAGCUGCUUGGAGCCGGAGGAGCCGUCAAUUUCUUUCCCGGUCUGCGUCAUCUUCCCUUCUUAGCAGUGGACGAGGUCCUGUCCAACUCGGAGGAAAUUCUGAACUUCUUGGAGAACAUAAUCAACUCCAAUGACACUGCACACGGUGACGGCUCCAGCAAGUUCACCGAUGCGUAUCUUGGAACAAAUCCAGCAAGACUUUCGCUGGCCGAUGAUUGCCCGCAGCUCCGGGGACGCAACAUCGUCGGCACCAUUUCGAAUCUGUUUGCGGCUGGUUCUGAGACUACGUCCACCACGCUGCAGUGGGCUCUUCUCUACAUGGUUGUUUACCCCAAGAUCCAGCAGCGAGUUCAGGCUGAGAUCGAUACAGUGGUCGGUCGCAACCGCCUACCCUGCAUGGCAGACAAGUCGGGACUUAGUUUCAAACAAGCAGUUAUCUGGGAGGUCCAACGCGUAUCUAACAUCUUACCCUUAGGAGUGCCACACGCUGCUGCUUUGGAUACCCAUUUUCGCGGCUUCCUGAUCCCAAAGGGGGCAUUCAUUAUCAGCAACUUAUGGGCAGCUUUUCAUGAUCCUAAUAUUUGGCCAGAACCGCAGGAGUUCAACCCACAGAGAUUUUUGGACGAUAAUGGCAAGCCAAAAAGGCCAGAGGAGUUUAUACCAUUCGGCAUUGGGCGUCGCGUCUGCAUCGGCGAUCACCUGGCGAAAAUGGAGUUGUUCCUCUUUUUCGGCUAUUUCAUGCACCAGUUCACCUUCAAGAAAGAAGACAACACACCCCCACUGGCGAUGAACGGCAGGGCUGGAAUAACUUACUCGCCAGUGCCGUUCAAAGUGUGCGCUAUCCCGCGCGACUGAAGAAGUUGACAGCUUCAGGAGACGAGUGUUGUUUAUUGCUAGGCUUUGUGGACAUCGGCCGCCCAGUUUCGACCAUUGUGUUCACUUGGAGAGGUCCAUUAAGUCCCCCCAAGAUUAUUCUCAGAGAUUGAAUGCUCGAUUGACACGAUUGUUUUUACGGAGAUAGAGUGACUUAUUAACAUGCAUUUAGAUAAUUAAGCGACAUUAUGUUUAGUGUUUUGAUUAUGCACAUAAUAAUCAGUUAACUGCACAUAAUUUUAUACACCUUUUCAAUAUUAGCAAAACUCUCAAGAAGAAAGUACCCUGGUGA
This is a messenger RNA of Acanthaster planci (crown-of-thorns starfish), 1786 nucleotides long. RefSeq names its product cytochrome P450 2J4-like. The record is from RefSeq and is a predicted model, not a curated record. NCBI's taxonomy places the organism in Eukaryota, Metazoa, Echinodermata, Asteroidea, Valvatida, Acanthasteridae. Gene Ontology annotation, molecular function: iron ion binding; oxidoreductase activity, acting on paired donors, with incorporation or reduction of molecular oxygen; heme binding.